AUGAGCAGCGCAACGAGACCCGACGAUAAGGCCGUCGAUAUUCCGCAGAGGCUGUACGAUGCCGCCUCCAAACGGACUUACGAAAGGAUGCGAUUUUUCGGAAAGGGUGGCUUUGCCAAGUGCUAUGAGAUCGUGGAUGUGGCCACGAAGGAAGUGUUCGCCGGCAAGAUAGUUUCAAAGAAGCUGAUGAUGAAGCACAACCAGAAGGAGAAAAUGACGCAAGAAAUCACGAUCCACCGAUCGUUGAACCAUAAUAACAUCGUCGGCUUUCACAGCUUUUUUGACGAUCCUUUGAACAUUUACAUCGUGCUGGAACUGUGCAAGAAACGGUCGAUGAUGGAGCUGCACAAACGGCGUAAAAACAUCACAGACUACGAGUGCCGCUACUAUAUGCACCAGGUGAUGACGGGCGUCGAGUAUCUGCACGACAGGCACAUCAUCCACCGGGAUCUGAAGCUUGGUAACUUGUUUCUGAACGACGACCUGCACGUCAAGAUCGGUGAUUUUGGGCUGGCCACAAAGAUCGAGUUUGAGGGUGAGCGCAAGAAGACGCUCUGCGGCACGCCGAACUACAUUGCACCCGAGAUACUGAACAAAAAGGGGCACAGCUACGAGGUGGACAUCUGGUCGAUAGGCUGCGUGAUGUACACGCUGCUCGUUGGACAGCCACCGUUCGAGACGAAGAGCCUAAAAGAUACCUACAACCGCAUCCGGAAGUGUGACUAUCGGUUGCCGCCUACACUGCGCACCAGUGCGGCGGAAAUGAUCUGUGCCAUGCUGCAGUCGGAUCCGAUCAAGCGGCCACGCAUUCACAAGCUGUUCGAAUUCGAGUAUCUUGUCACCGGCGUGAUCCCCCCGUCGUUGCCGAUUUCGUGUCUUACUAUGGCCCCGCGAGCCGAUCAACUGGAGCCGCUGGAGCGUCCCUACCGUAAGCCACUUUCCGAGAUGAAUGCCGGUGAUGAUACACGGUUCGAUAACUCGUUCCUGAAGAACAAUCUCCACGAUCCCAUCACGGCAAGCGGUAUGAUUUCGCGCCACAACGACACGUACCGAGCGGACAUCGAAUUGCUGCACCGCGAGCUGACCAAGCUGUUCCACGCCAAACCGCCACGGUUGGCAAACAAUUUGGACGACGAGAACACGGAUCCGGCGGUUCAGCCACUCUUUUGGGUUUCGAAAUGGGUCGACUACAGCGACAAGUACGGGUUCGGGUACCAGUUGUGCGACGAAGGCAUGGGCGUGAUGUUUAACGACACUACCAAGCUGAUUAUGCUCGCCAAUGGACACAAUGUCCACUUCAUCGAUAAAGAGGGCCAGGAAACCUACUGGGCCGUGAACGACUUCCCGCAGCACCUGGAGAAGAAGAUGAAACUACUAACGUAUUUCAAGCGCUACAUGAUGGAGCAUCUGGUGAAGGCGGGUGCCGGAGCGGUCAUUGCCGAGGGCGAUCAAUUAUCGCGUAUCCCGCACAUGCACACCUGGUUCCGUACGAUGUGUGCUGUCGUUAUGCAUCUCACCAACGGCACUGUGCAACUUAACUUCUCUGACCACCAGAAGAUUAUACUUUGCCCGCGGAUGCGUGCGGUCACGCUAAUGGACAACAACAAAAACUUCCGCACGUACCGCUUCCAAACGAUAAUCGAACAGGGUUGUUCGAAUGAUCUGUACACGAAGAUCCGGUACGCUCAUGAGAAAAUCAAGAAGCUGUUGGAGAAACUGGCAUAGAAAACAGGGCUCCUACAGGUCGGUCUGAGAAACGAGUCCAGCACGGCGAUGCGGCGAAGAAUUGAGGAAUCACCUUUGAGAAAUCUAUGCUCCCGGGCACUCCGACGUGCCGAAUCGGUAAACACUCAAACCGCAACAUUUAACAAUCAUUCUCCACUGUGUGGGAAACAACAUGAGGUGGUACAAUCAUAUUCUAUUCUUCUGUUUAGUUUUAUGUUAUAAUUUC
This is a messenger RNA of Anopheles cruzii, 1951 nucleotides long. RefSeq names its product serine/threonine-protein kinase polo (gene polo). Gene Ontology annotation, cellular component: spindle pole; centrosome; nucleus. Lineage: Eukaryota; Metazoa; Arthropoda; Insecta; Diptera; Culicidae. Gene Ontology annotation, biological process: protein phosphorylation; mitotic cell cycle; regulation of cytokinesis. The transcript is spliced from 6 exons. Gene Ontology annotation, molecular function: protein serine/threonine kinase activity; ATP binding; protein binding. The record is from RefSeq and is a predicted model, not a curated record. Bases 1 to 1725 code for a protein of 574 amino acids.